Haemorhous mexicanus (house finch) is the source of this 718-nucleotide messenger RNA. It is a transcript of the gene LYRM1, whose product is annotated as LYR motif containing 1. Bases 127 to 495 code for a protein of 122 amino acids. The transcript has 4 exons. The record is from RefSeq and is a predicted model, not a curated record. Gene Ontology annotation, cellular component: mitochondrion. NCBI's taxonomy places the organism in Eukaryota, Metazoa, Chordata, Aves, Passeriformes, Fringillidae.
GCGCGAGGGGCGGGGCGCGCGACGCCGCACGCGCGGUGAGGGCAGAGAAGGCGGCGGCUCGCGCCUCCCGCGCCCACCGGAGCGGGGGCACCCGGCGGGGCGGGGCCGCGGCACGACUGCACCAAGAUGACACCAGCAACUCGACAAGAAGUUCUCGGCCUUUACCGCAGGGUUUUGCGAAUAGCCAAGAGCUGGCAGUCGGCAUCAGGACAGACAGAGGAAACCAUGAGAGAGAAGGAGUACAUCAGAAAUGAAGCCAGAACGUUAUUCCAGAAAAACAGAAACGUAACGGAUCCAAAGCUGAUUAAGCAGUGCAUAGAAGAAUGUGAGGCAAGAAUAGAAAUUGGACUUCACUAUAACAUCCCCUACCCAAGACCUAUCCAUCUGCCUCCUAUGGGCCUUGCCCACAAACAAGGCCGUACGUUGCGACACCAGGAAAAGUUAAGGAAGAUUUCUAAGCCAAUAUACCUGAAAUCCCAUGAUGAAGUUUCAUAAGCCACCCGUUUCAUUUAAGCUGUGAUGUGAAAUCACAUCCUUUGAACUGUGAACUGCAAUCCAGGUGAUUUGUGUGCACAACUGUGAAUAGUGUGGUCACUUGUUCACACAUUUCCUGAAGCCAGAAAGCAGAUGGAUCCAUUGUGUAUGAUGGAUCAGGUUGGUUUAGUAUUUAUUACAUUUCAACCACUGACUUGUCAAUAAAAGUAACACUUUUUAAGGA